AUGAACUCCGUCAUACACUUACUCGCAAGGUGGGAACCACCAAAACCACCUGAUGAGAAUUCGAAGGAAGAACCUAUGACAUCACCUGGCAAGAGUCACGAUGAGAAUGGACCGAACAUGGAGCCUACUUACAAGAAUGAUAAAUCUGA
Acaulospora morrowiae is the source of this 149-nucleotide messenger RNA. The record is from the annotation of a GenBank genome assembly. NCBI's taxonomy places the organism in Eukaryota, Fungi, Glomeromycota, Glomeromycetes, Diversisporales, Acaulosporaceae.